AUGGACAAGAAAAUCAAAGCUUCGCAACUCAAAAAGAGGAUCGCUGUAGAAGGCCUCAAGACGUUGGAACGGUUUCAAGCGGAUUUUGUGUCCGAAUUUGCAAGCCAGAUUCCAGAAGCUGUAGAGGGUUUGGACAGACACAAGUCAGGGUUUUUCAACUCGAUUGAGAAACUCGAAGAGCAGGAUGAAAACGACGCCAGCAUCGAGGCAUACAUCCAUGAGAGGAGUGAUUUUGAGGAUCGUCAUCGGAAGCUGAAAUCAUUCCUACGGGAAAACCAACCUAAGGAAGAGGGUACGCUGAACGACACGUCGGGUUUGGCUUCCUCGACGCUUGCCUUUUUUCGGCCAAACGCUUCUAACCUACGUCUGCCAAAGAUCGAGCUUCCAACGUUCGAUGGAGAUCACACAAGAUGGCUUUCGUUCCGAGAUCGGUUCAUAGCCAUGAUCGACGCGUCUGCAGAACUUCCCGCCAUCGCUAAACUCCAGUACUUGCUUUCAUCGUUAAAGGGAGAAGCAGCUCUACCCUUUGAGCACACCCCUUUAACAUCCGACAACUAUCCUGUUACAUGGGCGGCACUUCUGAAGCGGUACGAUAAUUCACGCUUGUUAAUCCGUGAAUAUUAUCGUAAAUUGCAACAUCUUCCGGGUGUGCAAUUGGUGUGCGUCGACAAGCUUACGCAUCUAGUGGACGAAUUCACUCGUUUUGUCAACGGAUUGGUGAAGCUGAAGGAACCGGUGGAUGCAUGGGACACGCCGCUUUCGAAUAUGCUGAUGAUGAAGCUGGAUCGUGAGACGCUGCUGGUUUGGGAAAAACAUUCCGUGCAUUUCCCUAAAGAUAGGUACAAGGAUGUGAUCGCUUUUGUGCAGGAUCGGAUCCAGAUCCUAAAAUCAACGAAUGAUUUUGCAUGUGAGCAAAUUGGUAAUGUAAGAAAGGUGGCCGGCAAUCAUCAUCAGCCAGUGCAAAAAGGGUUCAUCGCAAACGCAGCUGCAUCAAACACGGCCCAUUCCUCAACCACGGCUCAUUCUAAGCGAUUGCAGUGUCCCUUAGCAUGCACCGACGCUCAUCUUCUACGCAACUGUCCGGUAUUCAUCGCUAAGGAUGUUCAGCAGCGACGAGAUAUCGUUAUAACGAAGCACUUGUGUUGGAACUGUUUCAGUGGCACUCAUCAAGUCAAAUCGUGCAAGUCUGACUAUUCGUGUCGAACUUGCCAUCAACGCCACAAUACACUUCUGCAUCACACUCCGGGUACAGUGGUAAGCAUGACAUCAUGUUCGGAUGACGGUAAGGUGUUCCUGGAAACGACACAGAUUGUAAUCCAGGAUGGUUGCGGUAAUGCGCUUGAGGCAAGGGCUCUACUGGAUUCGGGGUCCAUGUCAAAUUUCAUUACUGAGGAAUGCACUCGAAAACUAUUGACCAACCGCAACAAGGUCAAUAUUGCUGUUUCGGGCAUAGGAAAUGCGGUACAUCAAGUAAGGGGUUCGAUCGUCGCUACAGUUCGGUCCAAGAAUCAACCCUUCGCUACGGAAAUGGCUUUCUUGAUUUUGGACAAGCCAUCAGCUGCCAUCCCUACGGUGAAAAAAAUAACACAAUAA
Messenger RNA from Anopheles funestus (African malaria mosquito), 1593 nucleotides. RefSeq lists its product as uncharacterized. The coding region runs from base 1 to 1593 and encodes 530 amino acids. Lineage: Eukaryota; Metazoa; Arthropoda; Insecta; Diptera; Culicidae. The transcript has a single exon. The record is from RefSeq and is a predicted model, not a curated record.